CAUGAAAACAUUUAUACACUUUACUUGCUAGUUAUAUAUUAUAAUAUACGUUGCAUAUACAAUAACUUAGUGAUAUUUGUGAUAUAAUUUAAAGCCCUUUGUUUGCAUUAGUUUUUAUCCUAUUGUACAAUUUAUCAAUUGACGACGAAUAUUUAUUUGAAAGUCAAGGGACAUUAUUUAAGUUGCAAGAGAAAAUUCGACGAACGAAAUAAUUGCAUAAAAAUAUAAAUAAAGCUUUUUUACACACAUACAAGUACAAAUGUUAAAUAAAUAUAAUACUUGACUGUUAUAGUACUUAUUAUAUAUAUAAAAUAUAUCUACAAAACUACAUUAUAUAUAUGUGAAAUUUAUUCUCGAACUUCUGCUGUGUUGUUAACACCUUAAAAAUAUUAAUCAAUUUAUAUCUUUUAGUUAAACAGGAUAGAAUUUAUUCGCGAAAUUAUAGUUUUAAUCGACAGUUAUACAAUUUUGUAGAUAAUUGUAAUGUGGUAUACAUAAAAUUUUUUGUAAUAUUAUUUUUUUUAUGUUUUUUUUUUUAAGAAAAAAAUGUUAUUGAAAAGUGCUUUUAAGAUUAAUUGAAAAAAUUUUCUCACAAAUCACGUACAUAUAAAUGAAUACAUAGAUACAUAUAUGAAAUUUUAAUAAAAAUGAAAUAAAAAAAAUAUAUAUAUUAUGUAAAUUUUUUGAAGAUUAUUGUGUGAAAAAAUGUAUACCAAUUUAAAAUAAUCAGUGCAUUAAAGCAUUAAUAUAUACAUAUAUAACAAAAAAAAAAUCAAAAAUUGUGAUGUUAAAACAUUGAUUUGUUAAAAUCAAAAUAAAGGACAUAAAACUUAUAUCUAAAAAUUAAUUAAUCACUACCAAAAAAUUCAAAUCAAGCAUUUAAAAAAAACCAAAGAAAAAAAUUCAAGAAAAAAUUUAAAUAUAUACACGUCAAAAAAAAAAUGGAAGAUCCACAUCUUGCUGAGGAGUACGUGCAAGAUUUCGUUCUUGACCAUUUAGAUGAACCACCAACUUCGGUAAAGCGGGAAGACCAAAGCCCGCCAUCGAAACUUGCAUGGACUGCGCUUAAUGAAGAAGAAGAAAUUCCUAUAGCUAAAAUGAAGCAAUUUCAAACGCAUAAUUUUUCAACUGUUGGCACUGCAAUUACUGUUACAACGCCAGUUUCUACAACAUCGUUGCCUCCUCCGUCAUGGCAUCAUGAGGAAAGACGUUUUCAAACAUUAUCUCCUGUGAACUUAUACCCUCAUGGUCCAAUGGCUGGACAGGCAGUUUUAGUUGACAAUGCUAUAACCGGAGUACCAUCCACCCCGCCAGAAACACCACCCAUUGUCGGUUCUCCCAAUGGUUAUUGUAAUUCACAAAGUUUUUCUACUGCGGGAAGUACAUCCUAUAUUCACAUGAAUCGAAAUAAUUUAACAACUCCACUUUCACAAGAGAUGAUGUUAGUACAAUCACAAACUAUGCGACCAGAACAUCAACCUCAACCUUUAGAUUUACGUCCACCUUUAGAUCUCAGACCUAUAAACUGUGCCACUGCAGCUGUAACACUGCUCCAAGAAGAAGAUUGGGAACGACAUCGCGAAUAUGUAAACAGUACAGGAAUGUCAAACGGACAUCAUUUGAAUAAUUUACAACCGCAUCAUUUUCAGCAGCUGGAACAUUUAACGCCAAUUAACAUGCAUUCUUAUCAUCAUACUACACACACUAGUUCACAUAGUCACCAUCAUCAUCAUCAUCAUAGCACCUUACCCAGUAAUACUAAUGGGAAUAAUAACCAGCCUAUUCACAACGGUCGCCCAAUGUCAGUUUGUUCGACACGUUCAUCAACUAAUUCGCCAAGAACGUCAUCUGGACAAUAUAGUAAUUCAAGUUAUACAAAUGCUGAUGACAUUAUCAAUGAUGAGCUUCUAACAUCUUUAACAGUGCGAGAACUCAAUAAGAGAUUGCAUGGUUGUCCUCGAGAACAAGUAGUUCGACUCAAACAAAAGCGUCGAACGCUAAAAAAUCGAGGCUACGCACAAAACUGUCGCUCUAAACGUUUACAACAGCGGCAUGAAUUGGAAAAGCAAAAUAGAAUUUUAAAUAGCGAUCUUCAAAAAAUGAAAAUCGAACUAAGUAGAGUUAUGCAUGAAAGAGAUUUACUUAAACAAAGACUGCAAUUGAAAAUAGCAGCUCAACAAGUAGGUCAAACUCAAGAUUUACAUUCAGAUGGACAAAGUUCGCCUGAAUUUUAUGUAUGACGACAAUAUGGCAAUCAGCAACAAAAUCAAUGGAAUCGAUAUUAAAAUAUCUUAAAUUUAUUUAAAAAAUCCUUUGCUGUGGGGGAAAUAUUAAUAUAUCUUUUUCAUUUGCGAAAUUUUCUCAAAUAUUGUAAGAUAAUUUUUAUUUAUUUUAUGUUUUACAUAAAUAUUUCCAUAAAAUUAAAUUUUAAAAAUUUUCGUUUCACUGUAAGCCCGCUGUUGCGUUAUAUAGUUGCUUAUUUAUAUUGAACUUUUCUAUUUUAAUUUUUCUAAGCAGAGGAAACUAAAGUAACAUUUUGCACUUGGACAGCUCGUUAAUUAAAUAGGUAUAUCUUUGCAACUUAUCAAAUUUUACUUUAUAAUUUUCGGUGUAACACAAUAAAUAUUAAUACAAAUAAAAAAUAUUAUCUCUAAAACAUUUUGAACUAUCUGAAGCUUAAUAGAUUCGCAAUAGGUAUUAUAAUGUCAUUUACUUUUGACCUUAACACAUACCUAAUAAAUCUCAUUAAAAUCUGAGCUGUAUAUUAUUUUUAUUGGAAUUGUUUGUUACUGUAGAAUUUUUCUUAACUUCAACAAAGUUGCAAUUAAAUAUACUUGUAUGGUGAUUACUUUAUUUCAAAAUUUAAGUACAUGCAUAUAUUGAUGUGUUGUUUAGAGAUUAUGAUAAUCACUUACACGUUAUCAGAGACAAAAGAAAAUGCAACAUUGAGUAAAGAAUUAAAUUAAAAAAAAAACAUACUAAAAUUAAAAUUUGAAGCACGUCAUAUAUUUGUUCUUUUUUUGCUUGUAUUACAUUAAAGUUGAAUAUGUGAACUCAUAUACACAAAUAUAUACAUAUAUCUUCAAAUAAGGAAAAUAUAAUAAAAGUCUAAUUAUUUUACGAAAACUGUAAAAUUUC
This is a messenger RNA of Condylostylus longicornis, 3138 nucleotides long. RefSeq names its product transcription factor MafB (gene tj). NCBI's taxonomy places the organism in Eukaryota, Metazoa, Arthropoda, Insecta, Diptera, Dolichopodidae. The record is from RefSeq and is a predicted model, not a curated record. The coding region runs from base 942 to 2240 and encodes 432 amino acids. Gene Ontology annotation, molecular function: RNA polymerase II cis-regulatory region sequence-specific DNA binding; DNA-binding transcription factor activity, RNA polymerase II-specific. The transcript has a single exon. Gene Ontology annotation, cellular component: nucleus. Gene Ontology annotation, biological process: regulation of transcription by RNA polymerase II.